GGAUGGGGAGGAUAAAGGAAGGGGAGCCUACACUUGCGCAGUAGCGCCUUCUGGGAGGCGCUGGAGCGACUUUUGGCAGCUGCUGGUAAGUGCCGGAUCCUUGUACCUCGUGUUUGCUACACUAGGGCAAGCGGCGGCGUCUAGGUUUAGAGAGCCCCGUGGAGGGAGAGACUGCGAUUGCAUCGGAAAGCAUCCACUGUUGCGGCGUGCAUUGCUUGGAUCAGGAAUGGCUGACGAUCUGGGAGACGAGUGGUGGAAAUCAGAAGGUGUGGGAGCCCACGGAGGCGGCGGCAGCGGCAGCGGCAGCAGCGCAGCUCCAUCAGAUGAUGAAGAAAAGGGAAAAGCCAGAAAUACACUAGAAAUGAUGCAGCAGGAUGUGCCUGCUUCACCCAAGAAAGACAUGCAGCCCAAAGAAUGUUUCCUGAUGAAGACAAAAGAAAAGAAAGAAGAGGCCACCAAGGCCAAGAGGAGACGAAAGAAGAAAAUAACUGACAUUCUUGCAAAAUCAGAACCAAAGCCUGGAGUCCCCGAAGAUCUACAGAAGCUGGUCACAGAGCAGUUGAGCAUCAAGCGUUCAGUGAUUGAAUUAGAAGAACUGAAACUGCCAGAUUCCUGUUUCCUCCCAGCCAAUGAUCUGUCUCAUAGCCUUUCUUCAUAUCUAAAACAAAUCUGCCCCAAGUGGUCCAAACUUCGAAAGAACCACAAGGAAAAGAAGUCACUGGUGAUGUUGAUCAUCUGUAGCUCUGCCCUCCGAGCCUUGGAACUCAUUAGAUCAAUGACAGCAUUCAAAGGAGACUGCAAAGUGCUGAAGUUGUUUGCGAAGCACAUAAAGAUUCAGGAGCAGGUAAAGUUGUUGGAGAAAAGUGUGGUACAUCUGGGUGUGGGAACACCUGGAAGGAUCAAAGCACUCAUUCAGCAAGAUGUCCUUAAUUUGAACUCCCUGAAGUAUCUGGUUUUUGAUUGGAACUGGAGAGACCAGAAGUUGAGGAGGCUGAUGGACAUUCCCGAGAUAAGAAAAGAAGUCCUUGAACUGCUGGAAAUGAGACUAAUAAGCCUGUGUAAAGCCGACUCUUUGAAGCUGGGGAUUUUCUAAAGUCCAAAUUCUAAUGAAGAAUUAACAUAAGGAUAGAAUUUGCAUGUUUUUAAUGUGGCCAUUCACUGCCAAAUGAAUCACACCUGCCCGAUGGAUGUUUGUCUUUUGGGAUGCUUUAGCAGGCCUAAAUCUUAUUGCCUUUUUUGCCAGCUUUCUUCUCCUUAUAAUAAAAUAGAAGUUUGUUUCAA
This is a messenger RNA of Monodelphis domestica (gray short-tailed opossum), 1281 nucleotides long. RefSeq names its product cms1 ribosomal small subunit homolog (gene CMSS1). Lineage: Eukaryota; Metazoa; Chordata; Mammalia; Didelphimorphia; Didelphidae. Gene Ontology annotation, cellular component: 90S preribosome; nucleus. The record is from RefSeq and is a predicted model, not a curated record.